CUAAAUAACUAAACUGCCCCUGAUGUUCUCUUUGGUCACCGAGCCUGUCCUCUUUGGAAGCUGCUACCUGCCACACCCUUCCUCCGUCCCUCUAUCAAACAAGCAAAGCGUUCCCUUCCUAAUAUAAAACAAUUAAAAUCCCUCAAUGGACUAAAUGGGGUUCAUUGCAUCACAUACUGAAUCGACUUAUUAAAAAUGGGGUUCCACUAGUGCCAAAGUUUUCCAGUUUCUGAGGUAGGUAAUCUAAAACCUUGACUCAGUUAAAAGUGUUAGAAGAGUCUUUGCCUUGUGUUCUUGUUUCACCCAUCACAAGUUAGUAUAUUUUUUUUAUUAUUACCUAGUCUUCUACCUAAGCAAUCCUCUUACUUGUAAAUCUUAGUCAAGGUUAGAUUUUUGUCACACAUUAUUGGCUGAACUGAGCUGGGUUUGUUGAGGGUGCAAGAAAUAAUGUGCCCAUUGCUUGUUCAGUUUAACUUAUGAGCUGGGUUUAAUCUCAAAGGAAGCAAGGGAACAUGGUUUCCUGAGAUUCCAUAUAGGUGACUGGAGUUAGUUUGAUCCAAGAAGGUUGAAGGAACGGGUGUUCUAGCAUGCUCAUUUCCUAAAAUGUCUUGGAUACACUCCCAAAUCAGGAUAAAAGAUGGUCCUUUGAGUUACCAUCAUCACUCUCUACUUUCUUCUUAUUCCUCUCCUUCCUCCUCCCCUUCAUUGCCUUACAAUAGUGAUUACCAAAAGCAACUAAACCCUUCAUCAUCGUCAUCUUCAGCUAGUAAAAUAAGCCCAGUUGUUUUGUUCAUCAUAGUUGUUCUUGCUGUUAUAUUUUUCAUAUCUGGCCUUCUUCACUUGCUUGUUAGAUUUCUCAUGAAGCAAAGGUCUCCCUCAUCAGUGUCUGAAUCCAACAGAUACCCUGAAUUGUCAGGGUCUGAUGCUUUCCAAAGACAGUUACAACAACUCUUCCAUCUUCAUGAUUCAGGUCUAGAUCAAGCUUUUAUAGAUGCUCUACCAGUGUUUCUUUAUAAGGAAAUAAUGGGGUUGAAAGAGCCAUUUGAUUGUGCGGUGUGUCUUUGUGAAUUCUUGGAACAAGACAAGUUGAGAUUACUUCCUAUGUGUAGUCAUGCUUUUCACAUAGAUUGUAUAGACACAUGGUUGAUGUCUAAUUCUACUUGCCCUCUUUGUAGAGGGACCCUUUUCACAUCCGGGCUUCCAAUUGAAAACCCAGUUUUUGACUUUGAAUAUCCGAGGGACGAAAAUAUUUUAUCAAGCAAUGGCGGAAAUGGGGUGUCCCUUGUCCCAAAACCAGCAGAGAAUGACAUUGGAAAGAGGGUGUUUUCUGUAAGACUAGGCAAAUUUAGAAGUUCAAAUGAUGGAAGAGGAGAAGGAGAAGGAGAAGGAGAGGGUGUAUUAAGAGGAGAAGGAGAGACCAGUCGCAGUAAUUUGGGUGCAAGGAGAUGUUACUCGAUGGGGUCAUACCAAUAUGUGGUUGCUGAUUCAGACUUGCAGGUGGCUCUAUGCCCCAGCAGAGGAUGCAAUGGUAGUGCUAGAAUGAAGCUUGUGAAAGGGAGAAGUGGACAAAAUGGGAAUUCAUCAAAUGAUGGGGAUGUAGAGGGAAAGAAAAUCAACAUGAGAAGUAAAGGUGAAAGCUUUUCAGUGUCCAAGAUCUGGCAAUGGUCGUCUAAGAAGGGUAAAUUCCCAAGUCCUUCAGAUACAAUAGGAUCUUCCUCUGUUACUGUUGGCUUGCCAUGGACUGAUAGAAGAACUCAGGUUAAAUGAAGUUAUUUACUGUUCCUUUGUACGUCAUCACAUAUUCAAUGGAUCUAUACAUUAAAUAAAGCUUUUCCUUUUAGCGUU
Theobroma cacao (cacao) is the source of this 1845-nucleotide messenger RNA. Its product is annotated as RING/U-box superfamily protein. The record is from RefSeq and is a predicted model, not a curated record. Lineage: Eukaryota; Viridiplantae; Streptophyta; Magnoliopsida; Malvales; Malvaceae. Gene Ontology annotation, molecular function: ubiquitin protein ligase binding.